Drosophila obscura is the source of this 1167-nucleotide messenger RNA. Its product is annotated as fibrinogen-like protein 1. The coding region runs from base 1 to 1167 and encodes 388 amino acids. The record is from RefSeq and is a predicted model, not a curated record. The transcript has a single exon. NCBI's taxonomy places the organism in Eukaryota, Metazoa, Arthropoda, Insecta, Diptera, Drosophilidae.
AUGAAAAACUCGGGCUUUGUGGUAAUCAUCUGCUUGCUUUUGCUGCAAGGUAAUGUGGCGGAGGAAAUGACCAUCCUGGAGCAGUGCAAUGGCUAUUGUUUCUCAGUUCUCCAGCCAUACAUUGAUCAUUUACUGCAGUGUCAAGAGGCAGCAGAUCACAAUAAUGGAACAAAAGACAAAAUUCAGACAAAAGAGACCAUCGGCAAUUUGCAGAGCCAGUUACUAAAUAGUGGGACGGAAAUUAAAAACAAAGAUGAGCAAAUCACGGAUCUAAGAGAGCACAUCAAGGGCAAAGAUGAGCAAAUCACGGAUCUCAGAGAGCAAAUCACGGAUCUCAGAGAGCACAUCAAGGGCAAAGACGAGCAAAUCACGGAUCUCAGAGAGCACAUCAAGGGCAAAGACGAGCAAAUUAAAGGAAAAGAUGAACAAAUUAACGGAAAGGUCGAACAAAUCAAAGUUAAGGACGAACAAAUCAAAGGAAAAGACGAACAAAUCAAGGUGAAGGACGAGCAAAUCAAGGAUCUCCGAGCGGAAAUCAAAGGAAAAGACGAAAAAAUCAAAGUGAUGGACGAACAAAUUACAGGAAGAGACAAACAAAUAAAGGAUAAAGACGAGCAAAUCUUGCUUGCCAAAAGACGCGAUCAGCCAUCGCAAACUAAUCCAACGGCGGAGAAUCUUCCCGACACAUGUGCCAGAGGCUGCCCAAAUGGCAUUUUCCAGAUAAAGGUCAAGGGAAUGGAUCCGUUCCAAGUUCCCUGCGAUUCGUCCGGAUGGAUGGUCAUUCAAAGGCGAAUCGACGGAAGUGUGGACUUUAAUCGAAAUUGGAAGGCCUACAAAGAGGGAUUUGGAGACAUGCGUGGAGAGUUCUUCAUUGGGCUGCAAAAAUUGCACUUGAUGACCGCAGCUCAGCCUCAGGAAUUGUAUAUACAACUCCGAGAUGUUAAUGGAACUUAUCGUCAUGCCAGCUAUGACAAUUUCAUCGUGGGAAGCGAAGAAGAAAACUUUAUUCUCAAAUCACUGGGUGAAUAUUCGGGAAAUGCAGGGGACUCCCUAAGGGCUCACGAGGGAGCAAUGUUCACUACUUUGGAUAGGGACAACAAAGUUAAGUGCGUUCGUAAGCUCAGCGGUCCGUGGUGGUUUAAGGAUGUCACGUGCGGAAAAAGGUAA